Molecule: messenger RNA, 809 nt
Organism: Amoebophrya sp. A25
Lineage: Eukaryota; Dinophyceae; Syndiniales; Amoebophryaceae
Source: the annotation of a GenBank genome assembly
GUGAAUACCACGGGCGGAAAAAAUACAACAACGAGCAUCAGCGUACGUACAACCACGAACAAGGAGAUGGGUAUCAGCAUGAUCAGCGCCAUCGGCGAGACGACGGCGAGAUUUACACGAGUACUACGAAAGCGUCAAGGUCAACAAACUAUCAUCAAAAGAAUUACGGCAACGAUAGCCACCAGGACUACCGUGUCGAUCAACGAGAGAAUUACGAAGAUUACAACUACCAUGCUGGUCGCCGCCAACCCUCAAGGAGCAAGAAGUACAGCGAGAAGAGCCUUGGUCGUCAGGCACAGCGUGGUGACACUUCGACAGUUUACUCGUCUGUCAGUUUUUUUAUGGCUAGGAACUAAUUACAACUUGUCAAGAAGCUACUCCUCGAGAGGUGCUAUCGUAGUCAUCAUUAUGAGUAUCCAGAACACGUCAAGUUAAAGUAGUAUCAACGAUCGUCCUGUUCCUUCUUUGCAGCUCUAAAUUUUCUCGCAUAGGGGAUGACCAGCAGUGGAGAUCGCCUGCUAACUACAGCAGUAAAAGUUCUUUCGAGCAGGCCACCUAUGGUGCUCGCCACUCUUCUGCGUCGUCAACAACAAAGAGCAAGAAUAUACACCAUCAACAUCUUCUCAAUGAAGAAUAUUCUGAACACCAAGAACAAAAACGUCAUCCGGGAGUACAAGACCAGUAUUCAUCUCGACGAAAUGAGUGUGAACGAGACGGAGACGACGGUAGCAAAACUAAUUCAAGUCGGGGGCAGAAACGAGGAACAGCAACAGGUGGAAGACACGAGCUUUCAGAAACUGAAACUUUAA